AUGGGCGCAUCGCCUUCUCAGAAGCCAGGCCGUUUGUCUCAUCACGCGUCUCCUCGGGAUAUCCCUGAAUUUCAGCACCCUUCGCACACGCUGCUUGACGACAACGGAUUCAAGCAGCAAAAGUACCAGGCGUUUCAUCAGCGCGCCGUCGACGAGCGCAAGCGUUUGGGCUGCGGCAACAGCGAAGAGAUGAAUACGUUAUUCAGAUUUUGGAGUUAUUUUUUGCGAGGCACGUUCAACGCCAAGAUGUACAAGGAAUUCUGCCGUUUAGCCGAAGAGGAUGCUCGACACAACUACCACUACGGUUUGCAAUGCCUCUUCCGGUUCUACAGCUACGGUUUGGAAAAGCGAUUCAGAAAAGCCGUCUACCGCGACUUUGAAGAGUUUACCAUGUUAGACUACAAGUCUGGAUCGCUGUACGGACUGGAAAAGUUCUGGGCGUUCCAUUACUACUACCGUGGUGAUAACAGGCCGGUCAUCCGAGAAGACAUCAAGGAGCUUUUGGAUACGAAAUUCCGCACGCUGUCUGAUUUCCAGCGGGCGAAAGAACAAAUGGCUCGCGCGUGA
Ostreococcus lucimarinus CCE9901 is the source of this 567-nucleotide messenger RNA. RefSeq lists its product with no specific name. The record is from RefSeq and is a predicted model, not a curated record. The transcript has a single exon. NCBI's taxonomy places the organism in Eukaryota, Viridiplantae, Chlorophyta, Mamiellophyceae, Mamiellales, Bathycoccaceae. Gene Ontology annotation, biological process: mRNA stabilization. The coding region runs from base 1 to 567 and encodes 188 amino acids. Gene Ontology annotation, molecular function: RNA cap binding.